UACAAUACAAUAAACAUCAAUCAAUAAACAUAACACUCGCGAGUCGAUAUGCUACCGGCGUACACCAUGUAAUUCAACACUCGGCAGCAUUUUUCCACGAGAUGGAAACCGAGUUGUGCUCGUAUCUGCUCGCUCUCGAAGAACGCGCUUGGAAGGACAAACGGAUCAAAUUGCAGUGCGUCUCGAGAGGCAUAGUCGACGACCUUAUCAGUUUGGCUGGAGAAGUCGAUGCUGCAGAUGUUGCAGACAGUGGACAUUUGCAUGUGCAACAUGUGGCAGCUGGUGCCAGCUGCACGAUGGAAUGUAGCAUUGUGUCGUGUCUUGCUGCGUUGGCUGAUGGGGAGGUGGACGUGAGAGAUGCUAUUGUGCGGAAGGGAGCUGUUGAAAGGAUGCUGGAUAUUUUGUUCAGAUGUAAUACGAAACAAUCGAAACUGUUGGAACGAUCUCUGUUGGUAUUAAGGAAACUGACGUGCAGUCCAAAGUCUUUCUCAACGUUUACUAAACGUAGAGGUGCGAUCUCAAAGCUACUCUGGUUAUGCCAACAUUCUACAACAACUACGUUUCAAUCUGCAUUUACUGUGUUUCACCGAGUGACGGCUGAUCGCCAGCUGGUUGGCUGUGUUGUGGCUAACGAACACGUGCAUCCUAGCCAAUGUGUGUAUAGCCUGGAUUUGUAUGACACGACUGGCGAUGAGGAUGUCUCUGUGCGUGAAGUUCUCAUGAAGUCGGGAUAUUUUAGCGAACGUUGUGAAGGAAGAAAGUCGUGUAAAGAUGGGGUGGGCGUGUACUGGGUGUGUGUGAUGGUUGACAGUCAACUUGGCAAAGAGAUGAAGUUUACAGCGAAACUGAAACGGAUAGAAAAUGUAGGAAGUGAGAGGAUUUUGCUGCCGGUGAAUGGAGGAAAGAGCGUUGUCUGUCGUCUACACGGGCUUCAGUUGUCGAACGUGCAUCUGAUUGUGGAACAUGCAGUUGAAAUACUUCGAAACGUUACGAAAUUAAGGGGUGACAUAAGACAGAGUGUAAUAGAGUCGGAUGGCGUGAAAACCAUGUUAAAGUUGUUGGACAGACGUGUCAACCGUUUAUCGAGUGCGUGUUUAGUGGCUGCUCUAGCCGUCAUUAGUAAUCUGGCUCUCGAUCACAUGUGGAGACAGAGAAUUGGGAAUGACGCAUUGGGACCACUUCUCGACGUGCUGGUUGGUUGCAAGGAUGCACAUGUGGUGAACGGCAUCUUGCGCUGUCUCCAAAAUCUGCUGCGUGACUGUUUGGUCAACAGAAUGAAAAUCCUCAGCAGCAGCAACCGGAGACUUGCUAUCAUUGAUGCUGCUAGGCGUUUCUCUUCACGAGAAGUCAGAGAAAGGGUUGUGCAAGUAGUGAAGAACUUGAGUGUUGACAUGGAUGAAACGAGUUGUGGGAGAUAUGCAGAAGCUUUGGCAGAGGAGUUCAGGAUGGCACGGCGUGGUAAAUGUCGCGGUUAUGGCCCUGGUGAGUGGAUUUCUUAUCCAACUACUGGCAUCUUGUCGUUUUCUGACAUGCAGAAGACAAGUACAGACGACGACAGUCAACAAAGCUCAUCUGUCAAUUGUGUAAGUUAG
Messenger RNA from Corticium candelabrum, 1592 nucleotides. RefSeq lists its product as uncharacterized. Bases 102 to 1592 code for a protein of 496 amino acids. Lineage: Eukaryota; Metazoa; Porifera; Homoscleromorpha; Homosclerophorida; Plakinidae. The record is from RefSeq and is a predicted model, not a curated record. The transcript is spliced from 8 exons.